AUGCAGAUGUUGGCCAUCCUGUUGCAGGCUCUCCUUGUGCUGGUCGCCGCCGUGAUGGUGUCCUGUGACGUCAUCCCCAUAGUUUCGCGCACCGAAGAACGUGACGCCGCCGGGCAGUACUCCCUGUCGUACCAGACAGGCAACGGCAUCACGGUGGUGGAGCACGGCGAGCUGAAGCCCACUCCUGACGGCAAGGACCACGUGCUGAUCAAGAGCGGAGGAUACCAGUACACCAGCCCCGAAGGCAAGCCUGUCGACAUCAGGUACAAGGCUGACGAGUUCGGCUACGUCGCCACCGGAGACGCCAUCCCAGUUGCACCUGUCGCCUAA
Messenger RNA from Schistocerca piceifrons (Central American locust), 330 nucleotides. Its product is annotated as endocuticle structural glycoprotein SgAbd-2-like. The record is from RefSeq and is a predicted model, not a curated record. Lineage: Eukaryota; Metazoa; Arthropoda; Insecta; Orthoptera; Acrididae. Bases 1 to 330 code for a protein of 109 amino acids. Gene Ontology annotation, cellular component: chitin-based extracellular matrix. The transcript has 2 exons. Gene Ontology annotation, molecular function: structural constituent of chitin-based larval cuticle.